UUACCAAUAAAUUGAACACAACGCGUGGAAUCUAUUAUAGCAUGGAAAGAUAUGAUUGCAGACAGGUAGACUAUCACUCACUGCCGAUGGAACUGCUUCAGGUGGUAGUUCUUAUGAGCGCACUUUGGACAGUAGUUGAAGGUAUCCAGUGCUGGCAUUGUAUCGCUGAAGACUGCGCUGCAGACCCAAGUGCUAACUACAAGGCCACCAAGAAAGCAUGCAAAUCUGGACAGUCAUGUCAGAAAGUGUACUUCGAAAUGUUAGACGUAACAGACAACGGCAACUUUAUACACACAUCGACAGUGCGAGGCUGUUCUAGUGAAUGUAAGUCACGUGACGAUUUUAUCAAUUGCACGGAGCUUCAACGAAAUUCACGUGGAUGUGUUCGGAAGGAUUGUUGUAGUGACACUGACCUUUGUAAUAGUUCAAAUGAUGUGAAUAUGGGUGUGCCAUUGGUUUUGAUCGUACUUGCUUGUGUAAUAGUGCGAACAUAAUAAAUAUUGGUGUGUGAUUAUCUGUGACCGCAACAGUGCAAAUAGUAAUGGUGUGGCAUUGCCUGUUAACAUGAUCAUUUGUGUAGAAGUGCAAUCAUUGUGAAGACGGGUUUUCCAUUGCUUUGAUCAUACAAACAAUGUUGUUAAGAGUAUGCCUUUUUAUUCAUAACGUAUUGUGUCAUUGACUAGUUAUCCUUAUGGUUUGUAAAACCUAACAUAUUUUUUGAAAACAGGAAAAUUCUCUCUUUUGCACAUCACCUUCGUUCCUUGUGUCAUAAACAACGUGUUGAGAUAAGUAAAGCGUUGUCUGUGAUGAUUCUAUUUACAGUACACACAUUGUAUCAAGUGCUGCUUUUAAGUAUGCGGGUCACGUGUUGGACAGUUAAUUUGUUUGUUAUUUGCGAAAUCAAAAUUUGUACAACAGCGUGCCUUCCAGUUCGUAUCAGAUAUUUCGGCGAUAGCUGGCAAACCUCAGUUUUAACCUAGCUAUCCGAGAAAUGAUUGAGAUAAACACAAAUAGAGGUAGUUAAUCGUGGCCAUUGUUUGCUUGACUUUGGUUGCAUAGUACAACUACAGUACUUUGUGUGCGAAUUUAUAAAAAUAAAGUCCUAUUUAAACCGUGACAAGCAGAAAAGGGUCUUUAAGAUUUUAAAUGUAUAACUCUAUGGUAUUAUAUUAAUUUGAUUUAUAAAUUUAAGCAUAUGCAUCAAUUACCUUAAAGUACAAAUGGACUUAACUCCUCAUAACACCAUGAGAACAGCAGUACUUUUCUCCGUCAUACGAAACUUAUGUUGUUGGUUCUUACUGUUUGUCUACGUGAUAUUGAAUGUAAGAGCCAUUUAAACUUGUCGCGGCUCAUUUCGGAUUGUUAUCUGAAGGAAACAUGCGUUCAGCAAAACAACUCUGGUCAUAAACCUUGCAUAGAUGAGUGUUUUCCUGUAAAUAGUGUUCCGGAGAAUAGAUUUAUGGUGGCCUGAACAUUUUAUUGAAAUAUUUCUUCCGGGAAACCUUAAUGCUUGCGGAGAUAAGAAUUUAUUAAAGUUAUGAGAGUUUUGUUAAGAAUUUUAUAAUAUUAAUUAAAACAAGUUCCGUGUUUACAUAGUUCAAUAGACAUGCUGCAUUUAAAGUCAGUUUUUUACUAGUACAUCAAUUUCAUAAUCAAAACUAACUGGAUUGAAAUGGCAGCAUAGGACAGCAAGCAUGAUGAGUACAGCAAAAAAAAAAUAAUGAAACAUAUGGCAUCAUUAACCGUGAACAGGUCGCUAAAAUAAACAAUAAAACUACAUGUCGUUAUCAGUACAGGAUAUCUAUAUCAAUCACCAGAAAUUACUGCACGAAGACACACAGAUGUAAGAGCAGUCUACCAUGAUACUUAUAAUAGUUCAAA
Mya arenaria is the source of this 1881-nucleotide messenger RNA. RefSeq lists its product as uncharacterized. The record is from RefSeq and is a predicted model, not a curated record. The transcript has 4 exons. Lineage: Eukaryota; Metazoa; Mollusca; Bivalvia; Myida; Myidae. The coding region runs from base 42 to 494 and encodes 150 amino acids.